AUGGUCGUCAACCUCGCCGAGGACGUCCGGAGCAGCGUACUACAAGCCGCAGAGGAACUCCAAGGCGCUGUCAUUGCCGCCGAGUCCGGCUGUAUCGAGAGCUUGCGCUGGGCUGGCGCUAUGCCGCUCUUACUGCGCAAUCUCGGCGUCCAGAACGUGCUCUCGGCCGAGCAAGUGCUCGUGUGUGGCUCGUCGGAAGCGCUGCGUGGUCUGCUGGGCGUUUCUGACGCGACCGAGCGUGUUGAUCACGUCGUGUUGAUGCUGACGGGGUUUCUGUGGGACUACACAGCCGCUUUGAAGCGGUUGUUGGCACUGGACGUUGUGAGGCGACUCACAGUCUGUAGCGCUCUCUCUGAGCGGGCGCACGAGUGCUACAACGGGGAUACGGUCGAGCACCUCGAGAGAGUGACAUCAGAAGUGCCGGUGAUGAAGUUUGACGAGUUUGCUGCUGAUUUACUGGACAAGAGCACGAUCGAGGGGACAGUAAAUGAUUUAGCAGAGAGGGGAGAAGACAAUUACCAGGACGACGACUGGAGCUGGAACGAGGAGAGAAAGAUGGAUGAGUCUUGCUCUUUGGGAAGCUUUGAUUGGGCUGGUGUGGAGACGCGCGUGCGCGUUGUUCACUUGCCGCUGAGUGUCGUGCCGUUGCUGUCGUCCAAGACGUUGAGUCCUGAGCCGUCGGUGUUUGUGCUGUCGCACCCGACGUGUGCAUCUGCUUUCCCGUUACUGCUACAUCAAGUGGGAGGCGAGGGACUAGCUACUGGACGACAACAGCGAAGAUCGACGGAUGGUGCUGGAGAUAGGGGUACGAAGAUGUAUGCGCAUGUGAAGGACGUGCUGCCGGAACAUAUUCCGAGCUCGUUUCGAAAGUCCAUGCGGUUGCUGGCAUACACACUUGCGGAAAUGACGGUUGGCGCGCGACUGGACGUCAGAGAGCACAUUUUUGCAAUUGGUACAACGUCGCUUAAGAUCGGACACACGUUGCUACGAAUUCUGAAUGACAUGCGAGUGAAGGCGCCUGCAUUGCUUCAAGACGAACAGACUACCUCGAUAGUCAUCGUUGAUCGAACGUGUGACCUAGCUUCGCCUUGCUCAUUCGAUAGCUCUCUUCUUGAUCGUAUUCUCGACCUACUUCCCCAGACACCUACAAGUUGUACUGUAGGAGAAAACGCAGCUAGACAGAGUGACACGAUGCAACGAAAGCUAAACGUGACAGACAUUUUCCCGCUGCAUGGGUGCGAGCCGACACCACUGUCGAUGCCGCCUGCUGCGACACAUGACGAGUCUGGAUAUCUGCCGUCAGAGUUUGUUUCUCGCAUCAAGUGGAAGGGUGGUGCUAGUCUUUGUCAUCCUACUAUACCCAGCAGCUCGAACGUUUUUCGAUCGCUGGCCUUUAGGCCGGCAAAGCUCGCGCUGCGCGAUCUUGACAAGCGGCUCCAAGCUGUGGAGCAGGAUUUGCUUCGACAGGAAAAAAUCCAGAAGUCUGCUGCCACACGCAGACCUGGAGAAAAGUUUCGUGGGCGUGACGUAGUUUUGCGCCGAAUUAGCAAGAUAUUGGAAGCCGGUGAACCUACAAACCUCGAAUGGAGCUCUCUGGUUGAGCUCGGUGUGAUCGUCUUGGAAACGUUGGAGCGGAUGGACCGAUCGCAGAAGCGGUGGAAUAUGUGCCGUGAGCGGGCAGUGCGGCAAUUCGAGCUGUGUAAGAAAGGCGGCUGUGAGUGGAUUCUCCCUGAACUUGCUGAUAUCAUGCAACGCCAAACAUCAGCAGUGCACUCGGGUGCAUCUCAAACCAGUGACGAGCUUAUUCCGCUGCAUGAGUUGCUGAUACUUUUGGUGAAUGCGUUUGCCUUGUCUUCUGGCGUACCACUGGAGGACUUCACCACGCAAAUGAUGCACAAGGCUCUUGUUGAAAACGUUCUGCAGGCUGUGAGAACCGACCCAUCGUCUGUUCAGUCUGAACUGCCUAGACUAUACGAUCUGCUACUUCCUUACGUUACCAGGAAUGGAUCAGACGACGGAGGUGUUGCUCCAGAACAUGUUGAGACUGGUAGUGGUGAUUGGGAGUGGAAUGAUGGUAGCGAUUCACCGACCGCAUCGGUCGGAAUCUUUGACAGGCGCAGUGGUGAUGUGCUUGAGGCGAAGCUUGUCGUUGAAACUUACGUUGGAAAUGUGAUCGAAUCCCUAGAGGAUUGUUUGGACCAGUUUGUAAGGAUUCACGAUAGAGGAGCGAACCUUUCGACCGAAAGCGCCCCGCAAUCGAUGAUUGCGCAGCUGUGUAGUUCUAUCAUGGAUCCGGCAGGAGCGCCUAGUUUAGAGAUUCAGCACGUUGUUGAUGCGUCUGAACAGCUAACGCGUGCAGGCAUUGAUCUUCUCAAGAGCGGUCUCAACAAGUUUGGGUUUGGCAUUGGGAGUAGAAGUGCGGGUGACCAACACAGCGCCGACGGCAGACGAGUACUGGACGAUUCAAGCACCCUGAUUGUGUUUGUGGUGGGAGGUAUCACCUUCAAGGAGAUUCAAGAAGUGCACGAUGCGCUGAGUGACAACAAGAAGUACCAAAUUAUUCUUGGUGGAACGACGGUCACGAGUGGCGAGGUCAUACUGAAGAAACUCUUCACUAUCUAA
This is a messenger RNA of Peronospora matthiolae, 2622 nucleotides long. NCBI's taxonomy places the organism in Eukaryota, Oomycota, Peronosporomycetes, Peronosporales, Peronosporaceae. The record is from the annotation of a GenBank genome assembly.